Messenger RNA from Onthophagus taurus, 847 nucleotides. RefSeq lists its product as uncharacterized. Lineage: Eukaryota; Metazoa; Arthropoda; Insecta; Coleoptera; Scarabaeidae. The record is from RefSeq and is a predicted model, not a curated record.
AAGUUUAUGUUAUUUUGUAUCUUGUAAAGCUGUUUAUAGAUGCGUUUAUAUUUAAGGACGGUGGACGAGUUUAUAUCCAUCUUGAAUUUGUGUAGGUCAGCAAGUGGAUAUUUUGGUUGCCAAUUCGCUAUUUUUACGUGGUUGUUUCUUCUCAACACUGGGAUAAGGAAUGCAUUCUAUUUGUGAAGAAGUUGCAUGAAUGUAGACAAACAACAGUUUACGACUUCACACAUCAUUACUCAUCAAGGUUCAGUUGGCACUGCGCCUUCUGCUAGUAUUAAAGCUUUAAAUGAAGUUUUGUGACACAAAAAGCGGAUGUCAGUGCAAAAUCAAUUCAAGACAUAACAACUUGGAAAAGGAAGAACGUAAAAGGACUGGAAGAUAUAUUGCUGCCGGUACCGCUAUACUUCUCACACUUUUAGCAGUUUAUCAAGCUUUAGUUGGAGGCACACCACAGUAUGCAGCCCUUUUUGUACCAGCUUUAAUCAUGUUCGUGUAUCUUUUAUGUAUUUUACAUGCUUCUAAACAUCAACAACGUCUCGCAAAGGCAAUGGAACAAGAAGCUCUAAAAGAAAUAAUUGUGGAAAAAGUUCCGGAUAUUUUUAACAAUACUAAACCAUUACCAAAAUCGACUUCUUUGGUCCGAUCUUAUUCGAUAGCUUGAAAUUUUCAAGAACACCAGAAACAAUAACGAAAAUAAAAAACGGUAUCGCACCAAAACAAUAAUUUGUAACAAUGUUUUUCAUUGUAAACGUUGCGAAUACUCAGCACGGAAAUGCAAAAUAAAAAAAUAAACUACGUUAUCGCUUCGUGAACAAAUAUUAAAUAUUACAACAAAAAUGCGACU